Danio rerio (zebrafish) is the source of this 5408-nucleotide messenger RNA. The record is from RefSeq and is a predicted model, not a curated record. NCBI's taxonomy places the organism in Eukaryota, Metazoa, Chordata, Actinopteri, Cypriniformes, Danionidae.
UCAAGGACUGUGGGAAUGUAGGAGUCAGUUCAAUAUUUAAAACAGAAAACGAUUGAAAAAAUGAAUAAUCUGUUUCACAAACUCUGUCUUGAAGACAGACACACUAAUAAACUGCGAGCUUCAGAUGUUCUUCAGAUAAAUAAACAUUCAUUGCAGUCCAAUGAACCUUGUCCUGAAGAAGAGCUCAUUCAAACAUUCAUACAGAAACUACUGAUGAUGAACUACAGAACAAGAUACAUUAGUGCUGAGAAGAUUAAUGAAGAUCACUUGCAACAAACAAACUUUGACUCAACUGAAGGAGGGAGUGAUAUUUUUAAUGAAAUGUCUUCUGCUAAAGGCACGAAUAAGUCAGAACUCAUUCACCCGAUGGAUGUUCAGAUGGCUGCAUUUCAUCAUGCUGAUGGUUUUCUAAAGCAGCUGAUGGUCACUAAACUGUCCCAGUGUCAGUUCGCUCUGCCUCUGCUUGUUCCUGAUCCAUUCACACAACAGACUGACUUUCCUCUUUGGACAUUCAGACAAAUCAACAAGAGCUGGAAGAUCAGAAACACCAACAAUGAAACCAUCAGUCAAACCCAGCCCAUCUACAAGGCACAAACUCCAAUGGUGUUUUUCUUCAGGUUUGACUCUGUGUCUUCAUCCAAGUCUCAGCUGAUGAACAGUCUGAUCAAUGACAAACACAACACGUUCUUCCACAGGAACUGCCCAGGCAGCAGCAGAUCCAGAGUCCUGAUGGAUGGAGUGGUGGAGAUCGCCUGGUUCUGCCCUUCUGGGAAAAACACAGAUACAUUUACUGACUGUGUGGCCUUCUGUAAUCUACAUGGAGAUGCAGGAGAUCACGAGAAACAGUGGAGGAUCCUCACUGAGAUGGCCUCAGUCAAUGUGCUUCUACUUCCACAGCUUGAUAGAAAUGACAAACAUGCAACGACAAUUCAAAAACUGUACAGUGACUCAAAGCCACUUAUUUGCCUUUUUACUGAAGAUGAAUCUACUGUUAUUCCGACAAAGAAAGGAAAAUAUAAGAUUGGAUUAAAAGACAGAAAUCAGGCAGAUAUCUCUAAAGAUCUCAGAGGAGCUAUAAUUAAAUGUCUUUUGGAAUCAUCUUCAACUUUCAGACUUGAAGAUGUGUCCAAACACUCAGACAUCAGAGUAGAUAUGGAAGAGGAUGAAGACUGCAGGAAAGGAAGAGAAGCAGCACAGCAGAUGAUCAGUUUACUGCAGAAAGAAAAUCUGACAGAAAUCAAAGAAUCAUUUCUGCCUCAUCAGGGGAAACUGUGGCAUCAGUGGAGUCAGAAGAACAAAGAACUACAUCGACUUCGAGGAGAUGAGUUAGAAAUUGAAAUCAGUAGAAAACAAACAGAAAUGAAGAAAAUCCGUCAACAGCAGCAUGAAUCUGACAUCAGUGAGUUUAUAAAAGUCUUUAUAAGAAUAAUGAAUUUGGAUGUUACAAUUAAGUUGUAUUUUAUUAAAUGGCUCAGAAUCUUGAUGGAUGAAAAUACAUCAUCUGAUCUGUAUUCUCUACAUCAAAAUUAUAAUGAUAAAUGGUCAACAGUUUUAAAACUGAAAGAGGGCAGUGAUGAAAAAGACUCGCAACUCAAAGCUGAAGAAACUGAACUUGAGAGAAUAUCUGAGGAUCUUCAAGGGGCAGCCUUUGGUCUGGAGCACAUCAUGAGGGAGAUCGGUCAGAUCUAUGAAUCAUGUUCAUCUGUGAAGGAGAACAAGAAAGAUCUGCCGGUUCACUUCUCUUCUCUCCCGAGUCUCGCAGCAGAGAUGAUGAUCUCUGGGUUUCCACUGGAGCUGAUGGAUGGAGAUGCUGCUCAUGUUCCAGUAGUCUGGAUCUCCGCUGUUCUUGAUCAGCUCAUCCAGAAACUGGGAGACCAGACCAGAGUCUUUGUGCUGUCAGUUUUAGGGCUUCAGAGCUCUGGGAAAUCCACCAUGCUGAACGCCAUGUUUGGACUCCAGUUUGCCGUCAGUGCUGGCAGGUGCACCAGAGGAGCUUUCAUGCAGCUGGUCAAAGUGUCUGAGGAGAUGAAAACACAGAUGAACUGUGACUAUAUUCUGGUUGUUGAUACUGAGGGUCUUCGUGCUCUAGAACUGGCUGGAAGAUCAACAAGAGAUCAUGACAAUGAAUUGGCCACAUUUGUUGUUGGUGUUGCAAAUCUGACAUUAAUCAACAUCUUUGGAGAAAACCCGUCUGAGAUGCAGGACAUUCUUCAGAUUAUUGUUCAGGCCUUCAUGAGGAUGAGGAAGGUUAGACUAAAACCCAGUUGUGUGUUUGUGCAUCAGAAUGUUUCAGAUGUCACAGCUGGAGAGAGAAACAUGGAGGGAAGAAGACAACUGCAGGAAACACUGGAUAAUAUGACAAAACUCGCUGCUGAAGCAGAAGACUCAAAUGCUGAAUGUUUCAGUGAUGUCAUUAAAUUUGAUGUUCAGAAUGAUGUGAAGUAUUUUGCUCAGCUCUGGGAGGGCAGUCCACCAAUGGCUCCACCAAACCCAAACUACUGUGAGAAUAUCCAGGAACUAAAGGUGACUAUCAUGUCUCAUGCUUCAAAAGUACAGGGAAUGAGGCUGACAGGUUUAAAAGAUAACAUUAAAGAUCUCUGGGAAGCUUUACUGAAUGAACGAUUCAUCUUCAGCUUCAGAAAUUCUCUGGAGAUUUCUAUCUACAGGAAACUGGAGACAGAGUACAGCAAAUGGUCUUGGAGUCUUCGCAGUGCAAUGAUGGAAAUCGAGAGUAAACUACACAACAAAAUUGAAAAUGAAGCAAUUGAUGAGAUUGAGAAAACUGAUCUUCACAAUGAACUGAAGGAAACCAGUGAACAAGUGGAAAAAUCAAUGUCAGAUUUUUUUGAGAAGGAUCCAGAUGCAGAUAUACUGAUUCAGUGGAAAACAUCCUUUGAAAUAAAAAUCCAGGAGAUUCAGGAAAACAUUGUGAAAGAAACAAAGAGGAAAUUAAAUGAUAUUCUUCAGCAACGAGACAUGAAGAAAAAGAUUGACGCUCAGAGGACACAACAUGAAAACACUCUCUAUGAAAAGAGUAAAGAACUGGCCUUGAAUCUCAAAGACAAAACAAAUGAUGAAGAAACACUGAAGAAAGAGUUUGAAUUAUUUUGGGAACAAAGUGUGAAGAAGAUCAUAAAAGAGACGCCUCCAAUCAAAAGCAUUGAUGUGUUGAAAGAUGCAAAAGUCCUCCUCAGUGAUGUCUAUAAAAGUGCCUCUUUAGGUCACUGGAGUGACAGCAGGGACAUUUCUAUUGAGCAGAACUUUUCUGAAUAUGUCAUUUUCACCAAGACCACAAGUAGUGCAGUUGCAGAUGUUACAGACCAAUCAUUGUCUUCAGAGGAUGAGACACAAAUACGAGCAUUAGUCUUAGGGAUUGUUGAGGAGACAGAAAGAACGAUUCUGUCAUCUAACAUUUCAAAGAUGGGCUACAACAACAGCUACAUUCAACAACUUACCAGUGACAUCAAGACAAGAGUAACAAAAUAUCAGGAAGGAGCAGUGAAAUAUAAGUUCAAGAACGAAUUCUUCAUUGAUUUGGUUUAUUCCAUGUGUAAAAGAGCAAACAACAAGAUCACUGAACAACACAGACUGUUCAGAGAAGCCAAUGACCCUGUAAUAUACAUCGAGAAGAAGAAAGAAGAGUACUAUAGUAUUUUCCAGAAAUACUGUCAUAGUGCAACAUCAGCUGUGAUUUUUGGCGAGAUCAUCUGUCAGAAACUGAAGGAGCCCAUUGAAGAGAGCGUCUACAAGAAAACUGCCAGAGAUUUAGCAGAUGAAAUAAAAACAGACUGUGCAUCACUGAAUGGAAACAGAUCAAAUCUGGAGAAACACAUCCUGAAGACACUGGCAGAAGAGGAGGACUUUAAAAAAUGUAUAAAUUACAUUCAUUAUCCCAGAGGUCAUUUUAAGAGUUUCAUCAGAGAUGAAGUCAGUCGCUACAUCAGCGAUAAGUUCAGCAGCAGUGUUUUACCCAAGAUGGAGGAGAACAUUAAACUCCUGCAGCAGAAGAUCAUGAACGCAGCACAUCAAUCUACUGAACAUGUUCAAGUCAACAGUGGAGAUGUUGGUUUGUGGUUGAAGAGUUUCACACAGCAGCUCUCAGAUCAGCUGAUCUUCUCUGAAAAAGACCUCAGUGGAGUCAAACAUGAUGAUGUUGAUGAUUUCACACUCCUAGAAGAUGUGAUCAGACAAGAGCUUCCUGCUGUAAUGUCAGACAUCAGCAGCAGAUUCAACACAGACACAUUUCCAGUAAAGCUGGACUAUAAGUUCAGGCCAGAUGAGCUUCUGAUUGAUCACUUCUGUCAGUGCUGUUGGGUUCAGUGUCCGUUCUGUAAAGCCAUCUGCACAAACACCAUGGAGGACCAUGAAGGAGAUCACAGUGUUCCAUUCCAUCGUGUAAUUGGGAUAAAUGGGUGGUCUUACGAAGGAACAUCAAACUUGUGUACUGACAUCUGCACAUCAGCAGUAGCAAGUGAUAAUUAUUUUUAUCCCAAGCACUCAGAUGAUGCAUAUCCCUGCAGAGAAUACAGAACAGCGGGAGGGGUUUAUGAGAAAUGGAGCAUCACUCCUGAUCUCUCUGAACUGCCCUACUGGAAGUGGUUCGUGUGCAGAUUCCAAAAGGAUCUGGAAAAACACUACAGCAACACAUUUGAGGGGAAGGGGAUGAUACCAGACGAAUGGAGAAAAUACUCAAAACAGGAUGCUACUGAGAGUUUGGAUAAAUACAUUUAAGUGAACAAAUAAGUUCAUUUUAAUUUGCAGAUUUUUAUUAACAAAGUUAAACAACAUUUUAAUAGUUUAAAAGGGCAUUAAGUGUUUAUUAGUUUAUUUUAAACGUGAGCAAUGCAUGAAUAAAAAAAUGCUUGCUACACACUCAAAAUUGUUUAUGAACGGAGAGUAGAAAUACCUUUUUUGCUUCAUUUUGAAUAUUUAUUAUGAAAACAAAAGAUUUGUACUCGAGCAAAAAACAAAAAACAAAAAAAAACUUUGAAAUAAAAAUGUGUUAGCACAUUGGCCAGGGCUCACAUUGACCAGCACAGAAUAUAGCUUACAUCAGCAGGGCUCAAAAUUAACUUUAAUUUGGUAACACUGGUGCUCCCACUUGAAAAAUUUAUUAGCUCCACUACUACAAAUUGUAUAUUAACAGAUUUAUUGUAUUUGUAAACAACACCAAUCAGAACUGUCAAAAAAGUAGUGCUGCGAUUACUUGUAGAUGUUAGUUUCCAAAAGAAUUCCAAUUCUAAUUCCAAAAUGAAUAUCCAGUAAAAAUGAUGAAAACAAUAAAUUAAAUUUCUCUUCAUUGUGCUGCCACAUAUGAGUAACAUACUGAGUUUUCUGCUAAAAUGAGUCAACUAAUGAAAAAUGAAACAAUAGUUUACUAUUAAACAAAAACAAAGCAUUGCAGUUAA